Spea bombifrons (plains spadefoot toad) is the source of this 1787-nucleotide messenger RNA. It is a transcript of the gene GXYLT2, whose product is annotated as glucoside xylosyltransferase 2. The transcript has 7 exons. Bases 97 to 1398 code for a protein of 433 amino acids. NCBI's taxonomy places the organism in Eukaryota, Metazoa, Chordata, Amphibia, Anura, Pelobatidae. Gene Ontology annotation, molecular function: UDP-xylosyltransferase activity. The record is from RefSeq and is a predicted model, not a curated record. Gene Ontology annotation, biological process: protein O-linked glycosylation via N-acetylgalactosamine.
UACGUGGUGCAGGCAGCUCGCACAAUGCUGCUCCCAGGAGCUGCUCCCAGGGCUGAGACCCCAGGGUGAGGGGGACCCCCCCAGUGACCCCACAUCAUGAGGACCCACUGCAAGCUCCUGGCCAGCCUGCUGUGUCUGGGGGGCAUCCUCCUCCUCUAUCUGUACCUGGCAAACACUGGGGACCCUGCUGUGAGAGGGACCCCAAAACCCAAUGUGCCAGCCCCUUCCAGACUUGGUGGGGUGCAGCCCCCCACCAGCAGCUACUUCAGAUCCGUGGAGGGGCACAAACCCAGGAGAGAUACCCACCUGAAGAAGAAGAAGAGGAGAGAUGAGAAGGCUAUCGGGUCCGAUGCCAGAACCAAGGAGCAAAAGAAGCGGCCGGUGGUGCCCCCCGAGUGGAUGCAUCUUGCUGUGGUGACGUGCGGGGACCGCGUGGAAGAAACGGUCACGAUGCUGAAAUCAGCGGUACUGUUUAGUAUGAAAAGGAUCAAAUUCCACAUCUUUGCAGAGGACUCUUUAAAAGCAGAUUUUGAAACUAAGUUUAAUGAAUGGCCGCCCACCAAAAAGUACGAGUACACCAUUUACCCAAUUACGUUUUCGGUAGGAAAUCCAGAGGAAUGGAAGAAACUCUUUAAGCCCUGCGCAGCCCAGCGUCUAUUUCUUCCGAUGAUCCUGCAGGACGUGGAUUCCUUGCUGUACGUGGACACAGAUGUUUUGUUUCUGCGGCCGCUGGAUGACAUCUGGGCUUUUCUGCAUCGUUUUAAUGACUCCCAGCUGGCCGCCAUGGCCCCGGAACACGAGAUCCCGAAGAUUGGCUGGUACAGCCGCUUCGCCCGGCACCCUUUCUACGGAAGCACCGGCGUCAACUCUGGAGUUAUGCUCAUGAACCUGACUCGCAUUCGAAAAACGCACUUCAAGAAUAACAUGAUUCCGACCGGCCUGACGUGGGAAGAGAUCUUGCAUCCGUUGUAUCAGAAGUACAAGAAUUACAUCACGUGGGGCGACCAGGACCUGCUCAAUAUUAUUUUUCAUUUCAAUCCAGAGAAGCUCUUCGUAUUCCCCUGCGAAUGGAAUUACCGUCCCGACCACUGCAUGUACGGAAGUAAUUGUAAAACGUCGGAGGAGUAUGGCGUGUCCAUUCUCCACGGGAAUCGCGGCGUGUAUCACGAUGACAAGCAGCCGGCCUUCAAAGCCUUUUAUGAAGUCAUACGGGACUACCCAUUUGACGGCAAUCUCUUUCAGUCUAUGUAUUACCCGCUCCAGACGAAGUUUCUGGAGAGUGUGCACACGUUAUGCGGAAGGAUCCCCCAAGUAUUCCUAAAGCAGAUUGAGGAGACCAUGAAGAAGGUCUACGAGAGGCGAGUCGUCGUCCAUCGCGGGGGCCGCGUAAGAAACUGAAAACCUUCUCGAGCUUCUACAACAGAUCACUAUGGGGUCUCCUUAAAUUAUUUUUUAUAAAGAAAAAAAAACUUUCUUCCAUUCCUGGAAAAGAUAACGUCAGUAUUUUCACUUUUUUAUAAAGUACUUUUAGAAUUAAAAAUAGGUUUUGGAUUCCAAAUCUCUUAACUGUCCACCAGUGGCCACGUAGUGUCGUGUCUCUCGCUUUUUGGCCUUCCGGUAGAUGACAAAAAAAAACUACACAGAUUUCAAUUUGACCAAAGAAGACGACGUGGACCCCUUUUUCUGGUGACCAGAGGCGUAAAACGCUGAUCUUUCCUCUUGUUUUCAGGGAAGAAUCCGAGGAAAAGACUUUAUUUUUAAAGUUUAUUAAAGUCAUUUAUAUAUGA